This is a messenger RNA of Toxorhynchites rutilus septentrionalis, 4088 nucleotides long. RefSeq names its product glutactin. The coding region runs from base 663 to 2375 and encodes 570 amino acids. The record is from RefSeq and is a predicted model, not a curated record. The transcript is spliced from 2 exons. Lineage: Eukaryota; Metazoa; Arthropoda; Insecta; Diptera; Culicidae.
CGACUGCGAAACAGAAACAAAAAAAAAUCUUGCGCACAACAAAAGAGUGUGAAAACAAAACAAUAACAAAUCCGGCUCGCGCGGCCCCAUCAACCAAAACGAAUGCAAUUGAUCGAUAAUGGAAUAGUGCAACAAAAGUAAGUGAUAAUAUGCAAAACAAAAAACUAAAACAGAAUGACCAACCGACAGCACUCCCGUGUACAAGUUACGCAUCAUUGGCUAACAAGAUCAGCGGCAGCGGCCGCGGCAUGGUUGGCGGCCGAACGAUCGAAAUUCAAUUUGAUCUGCAAAUGAUCUGCGGCAGGUUGCAACUGUCGUGUGCCGCCGCCCGAGCUCCAGUGUGUUCCGCGCCAGAGCGAAGAGUGUCAUUACUUAACACCAAAAAGAUUGGAACCGAAGCAAAGGCCGCAAAGGGAGAAAAAUGAAAUGCGAAGGAAAGUUGGGUGUGUUGUAGAACUGGUGUGAUCGAUUUAUAGUUUCCUCCAUAUAAAAGUGCCACCGGUAGGGUCCAUUAGAGUAGUUCGGUAUGGUAAUUCGAUCAUGAUACAAGUAGUACAACAGUGAGUUCGUGUGGAUAUCUACCUAUAGUGAGCAACAGGUUUACUACGGAACAAAUAUAUAUACGGAACAGAGAACAGAACCGAACAGAACGAAUCGUGAGGAUGACUACACACUGGUUGGUCCACCUGGCAACGGUGGUAGCGCUGGUGUCGAAAGUGGCAAGUGAUUGGGACUUCCGUGGGUUCGAUUUUGGCGAUGAAGAUUCGGAACUAAUCGGUCCCUACGAGAAGGCAUUCAACGAUGACUACUCGCCGUUCGAGUUUGGGCUGGGUAGUUUCGGAUUGAUGUCGGACUCGCCGCGGUAUGCCCGGAUGACAUCGUACGUGGAUCCGGUCGAGAGUCGGUUCGCACGCAACAAACGCAAGUCGGAGGCAAGCGCGGAGGAUGAUGUCGAAGAGGACGAUGAGGAAGGGGAUGAGAAGAGCGAAGGGGACGGUAGCGUGGAUGAUUACGCCGAUCGGUACGAACGGUUUGUAAGUCGUCACUUCAGGGAUCGGGAUGAUCGCAGGAAAAAGGACGAACGUAAGGCUGAGGAGGGCAAGGGAGACGAGGGAUCGGAGUAUGACUAUCGGUUUGAUUUUUCCCCCUCGGAUGACUACGAGAGAAUCAAGCAGGAAUCGGAAGCCCAAAGUAGACAGUUGGCGAAAGAUCCGAAGAACUGUAAAGCUUACGAGCAGGAUGGUAUGCUGUGUCAUGUGUGUAGGGAUGCGGAGUCGGACACCACUUCGGAGUCAUGUGCUUACGCAACGGAUCCACACCACAAGAAGUUUGCCUAUGUGAAGCAGAAGAACUACAACAGCAGCGAUCCCGAGAAUGUGGAACCAGAGCAGGAGCCGAAAGCGGAAGAUGAGCCUGAAGCGGAGAGAGACGUCGAGGAAGUGGAAGAAGAUGAAGCGAGCGAAGAGAAUGCUCAAUUGAAAGCUCAUCCACAGAAAAAGCGAGCGGAAACCACCAACGAAAGACCACAGAAGCCUCACGUUAUACCCACAAAAAAACCGGUGGUUCAUGCCAAACCUGGCUCCUAUUCUUCCAACGGAGGUGGCUACCGAUACCAGCCGGUUGACCUGCGUUCAAACAAGGAACGGCCUCAGAUUCAAUCGCACCAGCAGAGCGGAAUCGUGCAUCCAACGUACAACGAAUUCUACACUCACCUGUUUCCGUCGCAAGAUGGGGACCACAGUCAGAGACUCCAGCAGCAGCAGCAACAACAGCAGCAGGAACCCGCACUCAGCCCGGAUGAGGUGUACGCACUAAAGUAUCAGAACAAGGAUGACGUCGCUAAAGUUCUAGCUGAGUUUGAGGCACGCGACUGGUCCAACUGCAAGAAAGGCAAAAAGAACGAACUCACCUGCUACCAGUGUACCGACAAGGCCGGCGUUAAGCACGAGGAAUGCAUGUAUGUUUCCGAAUCGCGUCAGGUCUCGUCGAAGGUGUUGCCAGCCACCGUAGCCGCGGUGAAUCCGGCCGCCAGUGAGCCGAUGCAGAAGCCCACUAAGAAGUCCCGCCGCAAGAAGGUCACCUCCGAGAAGAAGGCCGUCUCGCCCAAGCUUAAGAACGCCAGCAGCAGCAGCAGCAACCUGUCCGGUAAAUUGAUUCAGUUGGAACCAAGCGAGUCGGAUGUUGCCACCGGCGGGGAAGAAGCGGUUGCAGCAGCGGCAGCCGCGCCGACCCAUCGGGGACAGGAGCGUCAAACCGUGAAGAGAACCGUGUCCAUCAAGAGCUACGUGGAUGGUUCCGGGAAGCAGGCCAAGAAGGAACCGGUCGACGGGGAGCGGGUGAUGCAUUACGAGCAUCACAUAACCCAUGUGCUGUAGGAGAAAGAGCGAGAGGCUGAACUGUACGGCGUUUCUUUUCCCUGUAAGGUGUUAAAUAUAAGACAAUUACGGAUAAUAUAUAAGCGAAUCACUUUUUCCUAUUAUUAUAUUCCUUUCGUGAGCAAUUGAUUUUCCGGUUAUGUACCAUUUGCAACGAUAUGACAAUUUCACCAUUAUUGGCUUUCGAAGAAGUUCGAUUCGCGGAUUUUACUUUUUUUGAAGGUUAAGUUCCCUCACAUUUUUCAAUUUUUAUUGGUUUCAGUUUUUCUUCUUCAAUAUUGUAAUGCAUCAACUACAUUUAGUUAACUUACUAUAGUUAGUCCAUAUGUGUGUGUGUCGAUUCGUCUCAGAUUCCGGUCAUAAAGAGAACCUUCGAAGAAGAAGCAGAUAUCUGCUGCUUGGUUUUCUGUCUCACAGUUGUGUAGGAUUUUGAUACAUUACCGGUCUUUAUAAUCGUCAAAUGGUGGUAUGUGGUGUGCAUAGUUUUCUCCUCAUACAGAUAUCAUCAAUAACUAUGAUCUAUCAAUACAAUGCUUAGCGAUUAAAACUUCACCUAAACUUAUUUGUUUACUGCACUUUUGUGUUCUGUCUGUACUACAUAUGGGAAAAGAAUGCAUCAUUCUCUUUCGUUUCAAAGGUUGCUUGGUUUUUUUUCGCUCUGUACGGGCAUUGACCAUCCCAAAUGACGGGUUUCUUUUGUUGCUGAUGCCUACACAUGAUUAAGAAUAUACGAUUUGUAAAUACAAACUUUUGCUUUAUUUUUUCGUUAUUUUUUUCUUCUAUUGCCACACAGUUGCUGUUUCUCUCCAACACUCAUUCAUAUGUUCGGCACCGAUUUGAUUAAACCAUUAGAUGUGAGCGAACCCCAAUCGGUUCCACACCUAUUUUAUAAUUGUUGUUUCGUUUCAUGGGCUAUCUUGGAAAGCUCUCACUCUUCCAUGUCUGUUUCUCCGCCAUGCCUUGCGUAUUUAAUCAAUUUCUACUACUUAAGACCUACGUGGGGAGGAUGACAAUGAAAUAAAAUAAUGAAGCUGAAGAAUUUUUUUUAUUUAUCUGGUGGCUUAACCAGUUUAUUUUCAGUUUUUUGUUGUUGUUGCAUAAAUAAAUCACAUGACAGUGCACAGUGUUACAUGGUUUCACUGCCGCUCCCUUUUUAGGAACUAUCCAUUCGUUUUUUUCUGUAGUCAGAAGGGUGUGACGGUCGGUCAGAUUACCCUUUCCAUAGUGAAGUGAAGAAAAAGAAUACAAACGCACGCGAGAAUGUGAAGAGGAAAAUGCUAAUUCAUUCUUUCGUCAAUUAUGUAUAGCAGUAGACUCAUCUACUCUCUUCCUCUGGGGGAUAUGGACAGUUUGUUUGAUGAUACCUUUCAUUGUCGUGUGUAAUAUCUUAGCUUUUAAUAAAUAUAAACUUUAUACAAACUGAUUUUAGUUUUGUGUGUGUACCAGGGACAGAAUCUCUUCCCGUUUUACAUGGAAAAAUCAAUUUUAAAAUUGUUAUGAUUCUAAAAACGAAACACUUUCUCAUCUAACAAUAUCGCUCAUAGUUGGAUAUUACUUUGAACACUUACAAUCGGUAGCUACACUACAAAGUUAUAAUUGUAGCUGGAAUCCACUUGCUUCUUAGAACACGUAAGUUUCAUCCGCCAUGUCGAUAGCCCAUCGGAACUUGUCUCGCUGUGUUUUGUUGAAGAUUUUCUCAAUCGGGACGCCGAA